Molecule: messenger RNA, 7517 nt
Organism: Ahaetulla prasina
Lineage: Eukaryota; Metazoa; Chordata; Lepidosauria; Squamata; Colubridae
Gene: SLC39A9
Product: solute carrier family 39 member 9
Exons: 7
Coding region: 554-1474 (306 amino acids)
Biological process (GO): zinc ion transport; transmembrane transport
Cellular component (GO): membrane
Molecular function (GO): metal ion transmembrane transporter activity
Source: RefSeq, a predicted model, not a curated record
CUUUAUAACUGCCAAGUCUCCCGGAAAUUGAGCUGGGGAGAGGAAGUGGAAGGCUGACUGCCACUUGGCCUUUACAGCGCUAGCGGAGGGAGAUGAGCGAUAAUAGCGGGUUAGACGAGGGAAGGGCAGGCGGGUUUUCUUCCCGCCUUCUGUUUCCAUGGGUGUAAUUCCUUAUUGGCUGAGGAGGAGUUGAGCUUCGGUAAUGAGGCCUGGUUCGCCUGCCUGCCUGCCUUCCCUCUGAAGAAAUGGGGGAGCCUCUUGCGUGAGCUGAGUGGGAGCCCAGCUGAGGGGAAGAAGAGAAGCCGGACUCCGGAGCGGGACUUUGAGAAGCGGCCUCCUCGGGGGUUUUCCGUGAGUCUCGGCAACAAAAGCAGUCGAGCCGCUCGGCUUCCUCUCUUUCUGCACCAAAACGGGGUGCUCGCCCCGCUUGCUUGCCUGCCUGCCUGCCUGCCGCUGAGGAGCUCGGCCAAGGUGGUUGGCCGAUGUGGCUUCAUUCGGAGCCUCGAGGGCGAAUUCCCCUGCUGAGCCGCUGAGCCUGGAGGAGAAGCCGGCCAUGGAUGAUUUUUUAUCCAUUAGUUUGCUCUCCCUCGCUAUGCUGAUCGGCUGCUAUGUGGCGGGGAUCAUCCCUUUGGCCGUCAACUUUUCCGAGGAAAGAUUAAAACUUGUUACAGUUCUUGGUGCCGGGCUCCUUUGUGGAACUGCCUUGGCUGUCAUUGUGCCUGAAGGAGUACAUGCACUUUAUGAAGAUCUUUUGGAGGCAAAACACCACCCAGUCAGUGAGAGUCAAAAGGUCAUUGAAUCUGAGAAAGCAGAUGUUCCAGAAGUGCAUGAUCAUAACCACAACCAUGAUCAUUCAAGAUUACAUGCUUACAUUGGUGUUUCUCUUGUUCUUGGCUUUGUCUUUAUGCUGCUGGUAGAUCAAAUUGGCAAUUCUCACGUCCACACUGCAGAUGACCCAGAAGCAGCAAGGUCGGGCAAUUCCAAAAUUACUACUACACUGGGACUAGUGGUCCAUGCAGCAGCUGAUGGUGUUGCGUUGGGUGCAGCUGCUUCUACGUCUCAGACUAGUGUCCAGCUAAUAGUAUUUGUUGCAAUUAUGCUGCAUAAGGCACCUGCUGCUUUUGGGCUUGUCUCAUUUCUUAUGCAUGCUGGCCUUGAACGGAAUCGAAUCAGGAAGCAUUUGCUGGUUUUUGCACUAGCAGCACCUGUUUUGUCAAUGGUGACUUAUUUGGGAUUAAGCAAGAGCAGUAAACAGGCACUAUCAGAAGUCAAUGCCACUGGAGUUGCCAUGUUGUUCUCUGCUGGGACUUUCCUGUACGUUGCCACAGUUCAUGUUCUUCCCGAAGUGGGUGGAAUGGGACAUAGCCAUAAACCUGAAUCUGCUGGAGGCAAGGGACUCAGUCGCCUGGAGGUGGCUGCAUUGGUUCUGGGUUGUUUGAUUCCUCUGAUUUUAUCUAUUGGACACCAACAUUAAAACUUUGAAGACCAGCAUUUCCCCCCUCAAUCUGAUGUCAGCAGCAGUCAGUUGCUUUUUUUAUCGCUGUCUCUCUUACCCUAUUAACUACCCCAUGUAUGUUAAGAAGUUGGAGAGGAUCAUCAUUUCAACAAGAAAACUGGGAAAACUCAAUAUAAGAGAGAGCGAGAGUACUCUUUGACAGCUAGUUAUAAAUCCUGCAUAAUUUCUUUUUUCUAAAGAUAUUUUAAUUAUGACUUCCUACCUAUUCUCAGGGAAGCUGGAACUUGGAUAUUAUCUGGGAAGAUCCUUGCAAUUCAUCAUGAAAUCAUAAUCCCAAGUAUUCUGUAUGUCAGCAUUCAAAACUGAUCUCUUGACAUUAUAAUGCUACCUUCUAAUACGAGGGAAGAUUGUUCACAUCUUCCAAAUGUUCAUGUAUUAAUAAUAGCAUGGGCUGACUUAGAAGGAGGCAUCUGGUGAAGAAAUAUUUGUGAGGAUGAAGUUGUAGGCAAAAUUUGUAUUAGAUAAAGAAGUUCAAUAGGAUUCUUGCAUUGAAUUAUUAUGAAAGCACAUUUGUUCCUUGAUUUUAACAGGCUAGACAGUACGGAAGAGAGCCACUUUCAGCAGAAGGUUAGAUUGUUCUGAGCUCUAAGGAAUAUUAUUGUUUAUUCAAAUGAAUGGUAGUUUAUUUACAAAAUGUUGCUUUUCAAGUAGAAUAAGGUAAGCCCUGUUCAUCAGACAUCAACCUCAAAAGCUAAAACUGUAAUACCUUCUGAUAUUACUAUCAAAAAUCAUUCCAGGUUGUGAGCUUGUAUUGAAUUAAAUGUCUGAAGUCUGUUAAAUCUGAGUAUCAAUACACCUCCGGAACAUAAUUCUACACAUUGUAGUGGUUCAAAAAGAUAACUGUAAUUAUUAAAAAAAGACCCUGUCAAAGCCAUUGACUAAAAAAAAAAUUAAAUGGUUAAAAUAUAUGUUGGUUACUGGUGCACAGUUUUAUAUAUGCUUUAAAUUUUCAAUCACAUUGUCAAAAGUCAUUAAUAGUUAAAAUUUUAUUUAUAAACAAGAUGAAAUGGUGUUUUAGUGAAAUGGUUUUUACUGGACUAGUUAUUCCAUGAGAUAAAUCUAUUCCUAUCUUCAGUAACUUUUUACAGUCCAGUAGUUAAAGAAACUUCUUUUCCAUGCCUGCCUUGCUUACAUCUUACGUUUCCUUGACAGUGGAUGUUAAGGUUGUUCAGAAUAGUUAUGCUUUAACUGGUAGUUCCUACUUAUUGAGUGACUAUUGGUUGUGCAUCAAUAGGCGAUAUCAGUUUUUUGUGACUGUUUCUAAAGGGGUUUUUUUAAGCUAAUACUCAACAGACCUAUUGACUGCUAUUCUUUCCAAGAUGUGUUUAUCAGCUACAUACAUUUAUAUCAUCAAGAACUGGGAUAAAUUGUCUGUGCAAGUAUGGAUCAAGCAUCAUAAAAUGGUGCUAUCAAUUGCCUAGUGCAUCACAAAUGGAUCUGCCAGUUGUGCUUGAUCUGUAAGAAAGCAUUUCAAAGAUUACAGUUUUAGAAUUUUUAUUCUCUUCUGUGCUAGAAGAGAAAAUAGAAACACAUUUGUCAAAACAUGGGACAAAAAAAACCAGAUGUACUAUUUGAUAAUGUGGCUGUCACAUUUGCACACUUAAUGAUUGAAAAUAAAAUGCCAAAUUACCAUUGCUGGGGAAAAUGACAAGAAUGUCAAUUCUUCCAACUAGCAAGUUGGGAAAUAAUGGCAAAAUGACAAGUCACCAAAGUUGAUUGAAAUGUCAUUAAUAUAGAAAUAUUUAAAAAAAGAAUAGGGAUUCUGGGAUAUAAUUUUGAAUUGAAAUCAUAUAUUUUUUUAAAAAUCAUCUGAUUGUUGUAUGUAACAGAGAACUUCAGGAAUUCCAUUUCAAACCAGACUCAGCUUUAAGUGCUUACUGUUACUUGCAAAACUUAAUUGGAAGUUACCUAAACUAAUCAAAUUUGUGAAAGCAAGUCUGUUAAUUCUGUCUUUCCUAUUUCACUACCCUGGGCUCAGUAUCUAGCACUAAAUUAUUAUUUGCAAGGCAAUGAAUAUGCUUAAUGUGUGAUGUUUAUUGCACAAUAAACAUCAUAAGGCAGUACAGGGAAUGUUUGUGGGGCUGAUUUGUUCCUGUGUGGGAGCAAAUGUGCCUUGAAUACUUUGCCAAUAUUUAAUUGCUAACUACUAUUGUAGCAGUGGUGAGCUUUGAGAAGGGACUUUCUAAAUAAUAAAACAAAUUCUGUAACACAAUUCCAGAAAUUUGAUCUCUUGUAAUAUUGAGAAGCUCCGUUUUCAGAAAUCAUAUGGAUUGGAGCAUGUGGAUUUUAACUUUGCCCAGAUUUUAAAGAUCAAUGCAAAAUCAUUGCUUUUUGUGUCUAAUUCUUUUUGAUUCUUAUUACUAGUCAUAUCCAAAUUGUAUUCUGAACUUCCCAGUAAACCUGAAAGCCAUGGAUUGCUAAAAUAGAGAUGCAUAAUUAAUACAUUCUUACAAAUUCCAACAUUUCCAAAAGUCACAUUAGUUAUAGACUGAGUUGAAAGUGGAAAUGUUUACUAUGAAUUGUGUCUGUAUGCAACCUUACAUUCAGUCACCUAAUUGCCAUUAUUCAUAAAACAAUCUUUUGCCUAUGCUGGAGAAACUUAAGUUUGCAAUAUUUGACAGAUAUACCAAGGAAAUGCAGUAUCUUCAAUUGAAAGGAAGUGUCUUGGAAUUUCUGAAACAGUGGAAAAGAGAAGCUCAAAAAUGAUUUUCCAGUAUCCUAAGUGAAAAUAAUUUUUAAUAUCCAGCUGUACCGGAAUGGGAAAACUUGAACAAUAAAUCAUACUGCUGUGCUGUUUUAUGAUGAACCAUAGGUAACUUGGAACAUGGGAAGCCCUUGCAGCAGCAUUUGAAGGAGAUUAUCCAUUUCAAAAAGAUACGAACUUUUACAUGUUUCUGUUAUGUCCCUAACCAGCUAUGAUUUUAUGGGCAGUGUUCCCUGGUCAUAGCUGUAUACCUGAUUCCGUGUACUAAAGUGUAAUUUUAAUGUCUUUUCUAAAUCAUUUGUACACAUGAGAUCAUUCCACGGAUGGCUGCCUUAUUUUUAAUUUUUUCACUUUAAUUGUGAACUGUUUAAAUAUGUUUUUAUUAUAUUAAAAAUUAUUUGCUGCAUUGUUAAAAUAAGUUGUCUCAUUUUUAAUGGUGACCAAAAGGCAAUAUGUAGAUUCUUCAAGGGAAAAUGGUUUAUAGUUUGCUUUAUCUCAUUUUUAUCUCCCUUAUUCACUUCUAGAAACAGUAGAAUUAGAUAAAGCAAUUUUAGAAGAACCCCAGUGAAAAGCAUAAUAAAUCAGCAUACUUUGUCAUCCCUCCCCCAAUGCAUCCAAAUGUAACAUGCCAAAGUAUCAAAUGUACUUCCUAAAUAAUCUUUUCUUAUUUUCAAAACUCAUUGGAGAUUUGCAUAUCCUUGAAGACCAUUGGAAACUUCAACUGGACCAUAAUGCACCAGCCCAGCUAAUUAAGAAUAUUUAUUAUGCUGGCAUGAUAACUUCUGUAAACUGCAGGCUAGGUGCAAUUCAAAGUGCUGAUGAUAUCCUAACUGACAUACUCCUGUGGGUAUAUUUGCCCAUCCCCAUACAUUCCCAAGGAGAAAGCAAACUCUUGGUCCAUUCAUUGAAAUUGUCGUGUUGUGAGGCCCAGGAGGUGUGCUUUCUCUGAUGUACCCUGCCAUUUGGAAUCUUUUCUUAGGUAUAAAAUUGGCCCCAACUAUACAUGCCUUUAGGAAGGAAAGCAAUGAAGACCUGGCUUUUUCUCCCAGCUCUGGGAUCAGGUUUAAUUGAGUCCACAAUGGUAAGAAGGGUUUUCAGUUCUCUUUGUCCUGCCGUUGUUCAGUAUGUUUAAUUUGCUGUUUUGUAUUAAUGAUGGGCUUUUUUUUGUCCACCACCCAGAGUCACCUGGUUUGAUUUCGGCAGCCAUGUAAAUGCAUAAAUGAUCACAAAUGUACCACAUGCUGUUAGCUCCAGACAUUUCUAAGGAAAAUUUAUUUAAUUUUAAAAAAAUCCAAACUUAAGUUUGUUUAAAUGGAGCUGGAAAAUAUUGGAAACUUACUCAGGUACCUAUCCAGAUGGAUAGAAAAAAGGCUAAUCAGAAAUUAUUUUUAGUAUGUUUUCUUUAACAUAAGCCACUUGUGCUUCUCAAACUUUCGACAGAUAGAAUCUUGUGUAUAGAACUUGCUAUCCAGUCUUUUAUAUGAAAACGCUAUUCUGCCAGGUUUGGGGCAUCUGUAAAAAAAAUAAAAAUCUGAUAGAUAUAGAGGUGGGAGAUAUAGGCUUGUAAAUAAACAUGUGCAAAAGUGACCAGGUAGUUUUGUCAAUCUCUAGUUGGCCUUUCCAAGUAUAGACCACAAUCUUAACAAAACAAUUGCGUACAGCACUCCGCCCCCCCCAUCUGUGCCCUAUGGUAGUGGGCUCCCAUGAUUUUGGUGAUAAGACUAUUACGGGAGUUGGAGAGGAAGAUAACAGGAAAUUGCACAACUGAAUCAGACAGGUGUAGAUAGAAGACAAGAUUUCUUCUAAGUAAGUGAUCCAGUCUAUUUGGAGCUAUUAGAGAAUUUAGCAGGAAUAGUCUGACAAUACAGUUACUACCUAUAACUAUCAGACCAAUACUGGAAUGAAAUUCAUUGACAACAAAAAUGGUCACAAUUGCACACUUUGGGAGGCAUUUGGGAUCUAAUUGCCCAACUGCUUUUGGUUUGCUUUUUUCUGUUAAAUAGGCUAGUCUAGUAAUGAUAAUGAAGAGAUUCAUACUAUAAUGAAUUUCGGAGAAACUAGGUUGCUAUUUUAUAACACUACAGUUUAAAAAUGUUAUUGGGAGCAGGUAACAAAGUUUCCUAUGGGUGAGAAAAAAUUUUCAAGGGGAAUUUGAGGACAUCUUUUUCUUCUAUAUGUUAUAUAUGGAUUUUCAAAAUUUGUCAUGGCAAAUAAUCAAAACAAGAUAUACCAAUUUGACUUGGAAUGAAUAAGUUGAAAUUUAUUUUCUAUAAGUUGAUAUCAAAGGAUGCAGCAGUUGAUUGAGUCAAAAUUGGACUCAUUUGCAGUGAUUGCAAGUUAUGUAUUAGCAUUUUGACAUUUUCAUUGAAUAACUGAUACACUGUUUUAGUUUUAUUUCUGGAAAUAUCUUAAGAAGCCCUUUGUUAUUCUUUACUAAAAAUCCGUUCAUUCUUAGUUUUAAUUUUCCUGAUAGUUCUGAACUACCUAUAUCUCUUCUUUGAUAACCUGAGUUUUUUCCAUAUUCUAUUCUACAGGUUUGAUUUUUGUUUUUGUUUUCUGAUCUCCAGUAAACUUUGAAUAGCAUAAAUUAGCCAAAGCUUCAGUUUAAAAAAAGGUGAAAUCUGGAGGGCAAACUAAUGUUCAUAUCUAACUCAUAUGUUUUAAAGAAACUUUUUUGAAAAAAUAUAAAAUGGUAAUCCUAUCUGAAAUUUUAGACAAGCAAGGGUUAACCAUUCCAUAAACCACAUCUCCCACACUGCAAUGCUCAAAAACAGAAGUGUGGCUUCCAACAUCAUCUACAGCCAUCAGUAUCCAGGAAGCCUGCCAGGAUCCUUUGUUGAGAUGUAAUCAGGCAGAAACACCUCUAAAUACCUUCAUGACCACAACCCAUAAUGUAUGGGACAGUUCCCAAUAUUUCACACAGGUCGAAAAGGAAUGCAUGGAAAGGAAGAAAGCCUGAUUUUUAACAGUUCUGUUGCUAUUGCUGCACUGCUGAAUAUGUCUCACACCUCUGCUAGAAUUUGUUUUAAGCAGUUUGUUUUGAAACAAAAAGGUCAAAUGGUUUUGCAUUGUAAGUAGUUUUACAUACUGUGGUUUGAGGUUAAACUAUUGCGUAUAAUACAUAUUUCUAUUUAUAUCAUGGGAUAUUAUUAUAUACAUUGUUUGCAGAAACAAUUCUAUGUCAGUCAGCCAUUGUAACUGCCUAGAAAAACUGAUAACCAGUUUAGUAAGAGCUUACCUUUUAAACAGUUUCUGAACAUGCUAUUGUUAAACUUUAAUAAAACAAUUUUUGCUGCA